GCGCUGUAUUAAUAGGCACAUGGUAUCGCUGACGCAUUUAUUUGGUUUUGCGUUUUAUUUUCAUGGUAGUACAGAAUUUGGCAGAUCAUGAUUGGUAGUACAUUCCAGCACAGUAGGUGGCGGCAUGCACUUUAAACGUUUGUUUGUGGACCGCCAUGAUAGCAUAGAAGAAGAAGAAGGUUCUUUCUUUCAGGCGUCGUGAGGCCAGCUAGCGAUUAGCAAUGGAUACAAAAAUAUCUGGGAAGAGUUUUCGCGUGAGCGACGGAGACUGGAUUUGCCCUGAUAAGAAGUGUGGAAAUGUGAACUUUGCAAGAAGAACAAGCUGUAAUAGAUGUGGCAGUGAAAAGACAACGGAGGCAAAGAUGAUGAAAGCAGGAGGGACAGAGAUUGGCAAGACCCUGGCUGAGAAGAGUCGGGGCCUCUUUAGUGCAAAUGAUUGGCAGUGUAAAACCUGCGGCAAUGUGAAUUGGGCCAGGAGGUCUGAGUGCAACAUGUGUAACACACCUAAAUAUGCCAAGCUCGAGGAGAGAACAGGAUAUGGUGGAGGAUUCAAUGAGAGGGAGAAUGUGGAGUACAUUGACCGAGAGGAAUCUGAUGGAGAAUACGACGAGUUUGGGAGGAAAAAAAAAAAGUACCGUGGGAAACCUGGUAGCAGGUCUUCCUCGAAGGAGAGUGAAAAGAAGGCGGAACCAGUGAAACCAGAAGAGGAGGAGGAGGAGGAUGACGACGAAGAGGAAGGAGACCUUUCAAAAUACAAACUAGAUGAUGAGGAAGACGACGACGACGAUGAUGCGGACUUGUCAAAGUACGAUCUGGAUGCCAGUGGUGAUGAGGGGGAGAAGGACAAGCCAGUCGCAAUAAAGGAUAGCACCCCAGGGUCUUCCCAAUCCUCCUCGGGCUCCUCCAGCUCUCGGUCCAGGUCCAGAUCCCAAUCUAGAAGCUCAACCAGUUCCAGAUCUCGCUCCAGUUCCCAAGAGCGAGGUCGGUCUCGCAGGUCCAACUCCAGCUCCAGGUCUGGAAAGGCCUCUUCUCCCAGGAAGAGGACUCGCUCGCCCUCCUCCUCACCAGAGAGAGAAAAGAAGCGUAGUCGCUCCAGGUCCUCAUCUGGAGAGAGGAAAAAAAGGCGCUCUAGAUCACGAUCGUCCGAAAGGCGCCGUGGCCAGUCCUCUGGAUCUUCCCAUUCUGGCUCAAGUUCAAAACAGAAAUAAGUUUAAAGCAGCCCGUAAAAUGGGAAAAAGGAAUCUUAAUGCCAGUGAAUGAUGUUUAAAAAAAAAAAAAAGAAACAGGACAGAUCCGUUCAUUAUGCUGUUCAUUUUACCAGAGCUUUGCAGUACACAACAAAUAUUUUCCUUAAAAAAAGAAAAUAGUGACAUGUCUCUUUUUACCAUUCAUUACAUGCUGCCUUUUUAGAGCUCACUAAGCUCCCUGUCUGUAUCAAGUGUGUAACUUUAGGUGUUCAAUAGGCUUAUGGUGUCUGGUCCUUUUUGUUGUUGUUGUUGAAACAGAAUAUUGUGAAGAGGCAACAUCCAAUUUUAAUCCAAACUGCACAAUAUCAUGGCAGGAAACAUUUUAAUCCAGUCAUUGUUAGGUUUUGAGAAAUGAAAAUAGCAUAGAAUGAACUUUCAUUUUUUACCAAGGAUGUUUUACAGAUAUUGGUCUUAACCCCUGAUUUUCAGUGAUUCGGGAACAUUCUUGUGUGUGUGUGAAAUUGUAUAAGUGAGGCAAAAAUGACCAACUCGGGUCUGUAAAACCAUCUUGAAAUAUCUAUUGUUCACCAAUAAGCUUGCUAAACUAAUUUGAUGUCCUGUUAAGUCUUUUCUAUGUUUUGAGGUAAAGUGAAGGUAAGUAUUUUUCUUUACUUUCUGAUAUUUCUUGUUUUAAAUAAGUGCAAGGUAUUCCAAUGGUGUUUUAGGCUUAGGAAAUAACCCUAAAUGAUUUGGUACUGACAGUUGUUAGGCCACCAAUGACAGUUGAGGUAAUACUAAGUAUAUGUCUUACAGUAAUUCAUGUUUAGAGCCUAUAAAAUCACUACUCAAUUUUGGUAAGUGUGUAUGUGAAACUCAACAGGAUUUCAUGAAAUUACUUUUUCUAUUGUGAAAGCUAAAAUCUUUUUGCUUUGUUUCUCUGCUCUGUUGUAUACUCAAACAGUUCAUGAUUACUGUGCAGUAAGGAUUAAUUUAAAAACAUAUAUUUUUUCUCUUCAAAAUGACAGUAUCAAUAGAAUGUGUUAAGAUCUCGAUCUCUAAAAAUAAACUGAAAUGUAAGCAGCAUGAAUAAAAUCCCGUCAAUCAUU
Messenger RNA from Oncorhynchus kisutch (coho salmon), 2293 nucleotides. RefSeq names its product zinc finger Ran-binding domain-containing protein 2. Gene Ontology annotation, biological process: RNA processing. The record is from RefSeq and is a predicted model, not a curated record. NCBI's taxonomy places the organism in Eukaryota, Metazoa, Chordata, Actinopteri, Salmoniformes, Salmonidae. The transcript has 10 exons. Bases 222 to 1208 code for a protein of 328 amino acids. Gene Ontology annotation, molecular function: RNA binding; lipopolysaccharide binding.